AUGCAUCAAGAUCCCAAUGACACUAUGCAGUCAGACAUACCUGCAACGCAACCCAUCGUGGAACACGAGCCUCCAAAGGAUAUACCAGAGCCCCCAACACGCAGCCCAGAAGCCAGAAAGCCACCUGAACCACCAAAGCACACAUCAGGGGCCUCAGGAAGCACUUCAGAAGCCAUAAAGCCCACUUCACAUCCCGCGAAGCCCUCCUCAUCAACGCUGAACGACUCACCCUUCACACCACUAUCGAUGCGAGCCCUCUACUACGCCCCAGAAGGAGUAGACAGCGACACACCGGACGGAAUCCCAGAAGGAGAAAUCAGCGAAGCCCUCUCACCCGAAACAAGCACAAGUGUCAUUCGCCAGACUGGAACAAACCUCGUCUUCGACUCCGCCUUCCCAACCCCACAGCCCUCCGCCCAGCAAUACCUGCUGAAGAUCACCACAGCAGCUUUCUGUCACGACGAGAUCCGCCUCGCCAGACUCCUCAACCCCCCAAACACGACACCGCAGAUUCCACUCCACAGUCUCUGCGGGGCAGUCAUCGGCACGCCGCGCGAAGACGACGAGCGGGAAGAAGGCCCGAGAUUCAAAAUCGGCGAUAUAGUCUUCGGUGUAGUAGGCUAUACGCGUGACGGCGGAUCAGCAGACUAUGCAGUUGCGACCGAGGGCGAGCUAGCGCUGAAACCGGAUAAUAUCACCGUUGCUGGGGCGGCGGCGCUUGCGUUGCCGGCGUUGACGGCUUGGCAGGCGCUUUUUCGGUAUGCUGGGCUUGAUCCCGAUGUUCCUGGCGGGCUGGGUGAGGUGGAUGAUGAGUUUGGAAGUGGUGGGAAUGGGAUGGGACGGUGGCUUUGGCAGCGUCAACGCCGCGAGUCCGUACUCGGUAGCAAGAAUUACGGCUAUGGACAUCGCAAAAGCACGGUCGCUGGUAAUGGCGGCAUGCUAAAUGAUACUACCAGUGGUACUGGCAGCGGAGCUGAGAACGGACGUUGGAUUUGGCAGUGGAGUCGCCGCGGCUCUGCACUCAAUGGCAAUGGCAAUGCCAAUGCCAAUGGUACCAUCAGUGGCAAUGGAGGGGAUAUUGAUAACAUCCCUCCUGCUGCUAAAGCUGUCAAUCCCGCUCCCAAUCCUAAGAAUGUGCGUCGCGAGAGCCUGAUCAGUCUCGUUAGCGGUAAUCCCAGUGGCAAGAAAACCAUCCCUCGCGCUGCUAGCACAGUCGACCCCAAUCCCAAGAGUACUGUUCGCCGCAACAGUUUGAUCGGCUUGAUUAAAGGCAGCACCGAUGCUCCAGCCACUCGCGCUUCCAGCACAGUCGAUCCCACUACCAGUGCAGAUGCCAAUGGCAAUACCCGUCGCGGCAGCCUGAUCGACCUAGUCACCGGCAACGCUAGCCCUGGACGGCGUGGUAGUCUGCUAGGGAGUAUAAUUGGCAGCACGAAUUCCAACGGCAACGGGAAGCAAAAACUGCCCAAGAUCCGAGUGCUUGUCACCAACGCCCGCGACAAUGACAUCGGCCGGAUCGCAGUUCAGAUCCUGCGAGCUGAUUCGCUCUUUCCCAUGCCCGUCCGGCCGUGGAUCUGUGUAACCUGCACGCAAGUCGAAGCCGACAUCAUCGAGAAGGACUGGGAAGUGGAUGAGAUAGUCAUCAUCCCGCAUCUCCCUUCGCCGGACGAGUGUAAUAUCGAGAAGGUAUUCCGCGCGCGCCGCUGGCAGCCGGUUGAUAUCGUGCUCGACUGUGCUGGCGGGGAAAUAUUCCGGGCGGCUCAUGCUGAGGGUGUGGUUAAGGACUACGGGGCUGUGUUGACUGUUGUGGAUGGCCAAGUUGCGCAACAGUCUCCACUUGUUCCUGAAAAGGAUUUGCUGGGUGAGAGGAAGCGUGGGAUCAAGAGUCGGUUUGUGCCUGUUAAUCCUGAUGGGCCAGCUAUGGAGCGGAUUGCGGAGUUGGUGGAAGAGGGACUGAUUCGUGGGAAAGAGAUUACUAUAGUCGAUCUUUCCCGUGCGGCAGAUCUUUUGGCUUCUGGAGCUGCUGCGACGGCGGGGAGUCGGCGUGGUGGGAUGGUGGUUGUUAGGGUUAAUAAUAUCGCCUGUACUUAG
Molecule: messenger RNA, 2091 nt
Organism: Penicillium expansum
Lineage: Eukaryota; Fungi; Ascomycota; Eurotiomycetes; Eurotiales; Aspergillaceae
Product: Alcohol dehydrogenase superfamily, zinc-type
Exons: 1
Coding region: 1-2091 (696 amino acids)
Source: RefSeq, a predicted model, not a curated record